This is a messenger RNA of Salvelinus namaycush (lake trout), 6387 nucleotides long. It is a transcript of the gene ppp1r10, whose product is annotated as protein phosphatase 1, regulatory subunit 10. Gene Ontology annotation, molecular function: metal ion binding. NCBI's taxonomy places the organism in Eukaryota, Metazoa, Chordata, Actinopteri, Salmoniformes, Salmonidae. The record is from RefSeq and is a predicted model, not a curated record. Bases 1756 to 4263 code for a protein of 835 amino acids. The transcript has 17 exons. Gene Ontology annotation, cellular component: nucleus.
CUGGAUUUGUUCUGAGGUCUUUUGUCUCUGAAGAGUGACCGUCGAGGACUUUGAACAUCCUAAUUCAAAAAUCUAUUUUUUUCUUCAAGUAAUGGACAUUUGAUUACUAUUUUUGCCUCCAGUUUGUUCCAGAAGGAAAAGCUAGUUUUUAGCUGCCACAACCCCGCCCAUAAAACCAGUUUUUCCAGCCAUAAGAUUGUUAACGUUAAAACAUGACGGUUAACGAUUUAAAACUGAUGUAACAAGAUAUCUGUUGCUGUAAAGCACAAUAUAAUAUAGUUACCCGAGACGCUGAGGAGAGGUAUUUAUAGUAAGUGUUGAUUUUCAAACCAAUCUGAACCUAACGUUAAAUUCAUUAAAUGAGAAAUCGUUUAGUCGCAGCUAGAUUUAGUCUAGGUCCGCUAGCUGGUCUCCGUACGGGGCUAGCGAGUUACUUGUAGCGAAAGCUAACGCGUUAGUUUAUGAGCUCACACAGGAAAGUGCGGAGUGGAAACGCUCCGUUUCUUUGUGUGUGAGACGGAUCAACAUAAACUGUAUAAAAAAUGUUUAAUUUAAGCAUAAGCAAUCUAUUCAUAAAGAUUGCCGUAGGUUAAGGGGAUAUUUUUCUCUGCUAAAUUGAUGAGAGAUCCUUGGAAUUUACACCUACCGCAAUCUAUACAUAAAGAUUGCUUAGAUUGAGGAUUACGGAUUUCACUGGAAAAAUUGGUCAUUUGUGGUUAUUGUUUUGUACGCAUGACAUUGUAUCGUCGAUAUCGUUAGAGCAGGAAAUUUCCCCAGGUGUCCGAUAUUUAUACGGCAAUCUGAGGAUAAAGAUUGCAGGAUGUAAAUGCUCAUUCGAAAUGUACAAGGCAGACUGGUUUCGUUGAAAGUACAUCAGGUCGUUGUAGUUUUGUCUUUUCAGAACACUCGAGGCAAUAAUGUGUGUUUUUCUGGAGCGACAGGAGUUGACUUCCCUGAAUAGCGGAACGAGUUUCGUCUCGAUGUAGCCGUUUUCGCCACCAUUUAGUUAUUUUGUAUAGCUAGUGAAUGAUCCUCCGGCGCUGCUAAUGUGAUAGUAGGCUAACUGUUGUGGCGGAUGUAGCUGGCAUACAUUGUUCUUUAUGUUCUCGAGACUGGCAGCUACGAAGCAGUUAACAAAAGAGGGCAGGGCCUAGAUGUAGUUUCGGUGGAUCACGGGUUAGUUCCGUCCUAACGUCACCCUCCCCCUAACCAGAACUGGUCAUUGAACAGGAUAUUUAUUCUAGUGCUAGGGUAGGAUCAUGAACAUUGUGUGGAUGAAUGAAAGGCAUAUACAAAUUCAUUAAGUUUAUUAUCUACAGGCUGUUCUUUACCAAUUUAUUUUAUCUUUUACCACAUAGAACAAAAGUUUUUAUUUAAUGGUGAUUGUCAACCAUGGAUAAGGACAUUGUUAUGUAAACAAAAAAUCACUGGUGUAGGCAGGGCUUUGAGCUAUUGUGACAGAAGUAUUUGUUACAUUCUAGCUAAAUGAUAACAGGUGUUACUGUUUUCAACUGCAUUGCUAUAUAUUUCAGUAAAUACACCAAAGCCAUUUUAUGUGUGUAUGAACAUUUAAUUUACUUGACAUCUAUUCCCCCAUUGAAUUGUUCUUUACUAAGCUCAUCUCUUCCCAAUAACUUCUUUCUAUUGACUUUGUGCGUGUGUAACAGUUGUGACAUUUUCAGGGGUUGUGUGUUAUGUCCCGUGUUGUGGAGUUCUGAGACUAUAUAAAACUUCUACUACAACAGUUAAACGGAGAUGGCGGUGGGCCCAGUGGACCCCAGAGAGGUCCUGAAGGGAGUAGAGAACCUUCUGGGGAAAGAUGGAGAGCUCCGCAGCCUGGAGGGAGUCACCAAAGUCUUCAGUCUCAUGAAGGCCUCUCACAAGAUGGUGAGCAGGUGUAUGUACCUGAACAUCCUACUACAAACCAAGUCCCACGACAUUCUCAACCGGUUUAUCCGAGUGGGAGGCUACAAGCUGCUGAAUACGUGGCUGACCUACUCCAAGACUAGCACCAACACCCCCCUGUUACAGCUCAUCCUGCUGACGCUGCAGAAACUGCCCCUCACUGUAGACCACCUGAAACAGAACAACACUGCCAAACUGGUCAAGCAGCUCAGCAAGACUGGAGAGACUGAGGAGCUGAGGAAGCUGUCCGCUGGGCUGGUGGAUGGCUGGAUGGCUACCAUCCGCUCCCAGAGUGUCUCCGCCACAUCUCCUGCAGAUAAGAAGCGGAAGAAGGAGGAGGGGAAAGUGCCAGUCCGAGAGGUGAAGCCAGCUGAUGGAGGGAAGGCAGCAGAGGAGGAGAGGAAGAGGGAGAAGCCCAAAGCUCACGCUCCCAGCCAUGCUAGGAUCCGCUCCAUAGGCCUGGAGAUGGAUGCUCCCACCCCUGUCCUGGUCAAGAAGCCCCCCGUGGCCCUUCAGCUGGGGGACAAGUACAAUAUCAAACCAGCCCAAGUCCUCAAGAGACCCAGUUUUGGUCCUCUGGACGCUCCCCCUGUGGAGAAGAAGUACAAACCACUCAACACCACUCCUAAUCAGACCAAGGAGAUCAAGGUGAAGAUCAUCCCAGCACAACCCCUUGAGGGUACAGGCUUCCUGGAUGCCCUAAACUCCGCCCCCGUGCCUGGCAUCAAAAUUAAGAAGAAGAAAGGGAAGGAAGGUAGAGACCCCAAGGCUGUCUCUCCCACGUCAAACAAGCCGUGUCCGUUCGAGGGUAAACUCCCCUACCUGUCGCCUCAGGGCAGUGCCAAACCGUUGUCCCCAGAGACCCAGACGGCCUCCACCACCCCUCCCCACGAGGUCCCAGUAGACCUGGAGCAGCCUGGGACGCCGGUCCCUGCUGACGACCCCGAGGCCAUGGACACGGGCAGCGAGAAGCCCAACGCCCUGGCGGAGCCCCGCGGCGAAGAGGACAGUCAGCUGACCAAGAAGGGCAAGAAGAAGAAGAGCGUGCGCUGGGCCGAGGAGGAGCAGCUCAAAGAGUACUUCUACUUCGACCUGGACGAGACCGAGAGAGUCAACGUCAACAAGGUCAAGGACUUUGGCGAGGCGGCGAAGCGCGAGAUGAUGAUGGACCGCCACACGUUUGAGAUGGCGAGACGCCUGUCCCACGACUCCAUGGAGGAGCGGGUACCCUGGAGCCUCCCGAGGCCCCUGGCCCUCACCGGCCCCCUGGUCAACGCCGGGGCCAACAGCACAGAGAGACUCACACAGAGGGACCGUGAGACUGGCAUCCUGCAGGAGAUUUUCCUUACCAAGGAGAGUGUUCCUGACAGCCCCCAUGAACCUGAGCCUGAUGCCUACGAACCCAUGCCUCCACGCCUCAUACCUUUGGAUGAGGACUCCACCAUGAUGGACGACAGCUACAUGGAGCCCAUGGACACGUUGUCCCAGCCUGGCUCUGGCGUGGGCCCCGGGGGGUUGGAGGCCUCCAAGCUGCCCCCCGUCCUCGCCAACCUCAUGGGGAACCUGGGGGCCAACAACCUGUUGAGCAACCUGGGUAACCUAGGCAACAUCACCCAGGCCACGCCUGGUACCCCCGCUGUCCCCUCCGUAAAUGUACAGGAGCUACUCACCUCCAUCAUGGGAGCUAGUGGUGGCCAGUCUACUGAGGACCUGAUCAAGCAGCCAGACUUCUCUGAAAAGAUCAAACAGCUGCUGGGCUCUCUACAGCAGACCCAGAACCAGGGGCCCCCCACCGGACCCCCGCCCGGAGUGAGCCAGGGCCUGUUGGGCCACGGUCCAGGCAUGAACAACCUGCCCAACAUGAACAACCUCAACAUGGGCAUGCCCAUGAACGGAGUGGGGUACCCUCCUGCAGGCAAGCCCCCGGGCCCCGGAGGACCCCACUACAACCACCCUCCGCCCCCACACAACCACGGACCCCCUGGCUUCAACGCUAACCCCCGUAUGAUGGGGCCCCCGCCGCCCCAGAGCCACGGAGGAGACAACGGCAACUACUGGGGGGACGACUCGAUGAGGGGGGGGCCACACCGGGGGGGACACUUCCACCGCGGCGGCCGAGGGAGAGGAGGGGAACAGGUGGGCUUCAGAGGGAGAGGACGUGGAGGACCUAGAGGAGGACACAACAACAUGGGAGACAUGUCCAAGAGGCCAGUGUGCCGCCAUUUCAUGAUGAAAGGAAACUGCCGUUACGAGAGCAACUGUGCUUUCUACCACCCCGGCGUCAACGGUCCUCCCCUGCCCCCCAACCACCCCGCCCAUAACCAGUACAACGACCACGGGCCGCAGCACGGGCACUAGACCACCCAACACACCACUGACACCAAUACGUGACAAUACCAUGUUAUCACCACUAGGUGGCAGAACUCUGAAUUAAUGAGCUGCUGGUUUGGUUUCACCACUGGGACAAAGGGUGCGGAGAGACAGAUAGCCCACCAGGCUAGAAAGACAUGGUGAAAGACAAGCCAAUAGAUAGUCAGAUAUGAGAGACAGACAAGGCAGUCCUGCUGCCUUAACAAUUGCUCUGCAUGGGUCUGGUGAUCUCAAUGUGAUGCUUCUGCAGGUCUGUUGAAGAAGCACUUCUGCUACUGUUCUCCUCCUGUGUGACUGGGACUUUAAUAUGAGGACUCCCCAGUAGCAGAGGAAGAUACUGAAUGUACAGGGCAGAAUCAGACAUGUCUCUACUACUUCCUUUUCUUCUCUCCACACACCAACCUAAGAUGUCCACCAAGAAAUGCUCAACUUCCUACAUCCAUUUGUUUGCCCUGCUCGCUUAAAGUCCCUCGAUCGGGGAUAGAGGACAUUGCUUGUACACCAGAAUACACACUCACUCAUGCCCCGGCUUUGUGAAGUAUAGGUACUGCUCUAGCUGUGAGGUGAUCAUUCAUAUGUAGAUGUUUUAUUGUGAUCAUUUUUAACACUGUUGGUUCAGGUUGAUGAUGUACAGUAACCACACACUAUGACUACUCUGGUUGCUGUCUGUCACUGUCCCAUGUAGCCUAUCAGCUAGCCCUGUCUUAUGCACUAAUCUCCUAUAUAUUUAUCUGAUACUGAUUUAUCAGCGCUGAGCUAAGAGGUGAGCAAUGAUCAAGGUAGAAAAUCAAUAGAAACAUCUCCAGGAUCUCCCCAGUAUUAAGUCAGACUUUAAGUAUUGAGUCAGACUUCUUUAAGCUAAAUGAUCCUUUCAUCAUUCUGCUCUGUAGUUGUGUAUGUCCCUAUUGGCCCACGUUCCUCAGACAGACAGGAUCUGUAGCCAACCAAUGAGUCUAAGCCUCGCCCUCUCUCCUGAAUGAAUGUUGCACUGUGUUCAACUGUGGUCACUGGAGUUUUCAAACUGUAGUCAGACGUGGCCAAAUGACAAUGCUCAGUACACCAUUUUAAAACCUAUUUACGGCCAAGUGCGCUUAAAGAAAAACAUGCCGCUCUUUCUACCGUAGGAUUUCAACAGAAAACAAGACCAUGAAUGUGAAGGUGACCAAAUAAUAAGAAUAUUGUUUUAUGAUAUUUGCAAAGUUCCCCAUAGGCAAGAGUUAUCAGUGAGGAAGUACUUUAAAAAGAAAUAUUGAGGCCAAAUCCAAGUUGUUUUCACCAGGCAUCCUGACUGACAGGACCUAACUGUAAUGUAUAAUGUCCCUCCAUCCCCACCACACUGCUUGUGCUAUGUUCUACUACUAUCUAGCUCUAAAAAAGAAAUUUCCACUCCAGAACAAAUGGAUGAAACGGUAUUGAGAAGAGAACAUUUAACAGAACCGCCCCUAGAUGAUUGGCCUACGCACUGAACGAACGCUGCCUGCAGGCUACGUUGGUUUCUACUGGUGGGCGUUCGUGGUCUGCAUGUCACAGGAAAAAGAACAACAGGGCCAAGUGUUGCUUGAUUUGACUGAGCCUUUUUACCAAGAAGGGUACAUAACAGUGAAUGAGGCUUUUCCUUCCUGAAGUUCAGGAAGCCUCUGAUUAUAUUUCAUCAGCUUUAUAACAUGUACCACCGAGCGUAUCUUGUCUUUCAUGUGACAUCAUGAUAAUGUCCCCUGUAUGCCCCGUGACAGAAACACAGAAACACAGUCCCUUAUUGGUGUUUUUUUCACACACACACAACUGUAUUGGCUUCAGUUGGGUGACGUGUGUUCAGUCAGUGUUCAAUGUCCAACGGGGUAAAACUAUGGAAUCAUUCUCUGGGUCAACUAAUUCAAAGUGUUUUCUGUGAAAACAGUGGCCUUCAUGUCUCUUGUGGGACUAGAAUUAUGUCGUGUUUUUGUUUGGAUUUAUUGUGUGUUUAUUUUGAUACGAUUGAGUUGGAUCUCCAAAAUGAGGUCCAUUUUUUUUUUGUUAGAAAUGUAUGUGUCUGUGAAUGCAUACACACGUUCAUACACAUAUAUACAUAUUAUGAGUAUUUUGUACAUGUCUUAAUAAAUGUUCUGAAAUGAA